Polistes dominula (European paper wasp) is the source of this 2061-nucleotide messenger RNA. RefSeq names its product protein disulfide isomerase (gene Pdi). Gene Ontology annotation, biological process: response to endoplasmic reticulum stress; protein folding. Gene Ontology annotation, cellular component: endoplasmic reticulum. The record is from RefSeq and is a predicted model, not a curated record. Lineage: Eukaryota; Metazoa; Arthropoda; Insecta; Hymenoptera; Vespidae. Gene Ontology annotation, molecular function: protein disulfide isomerase activity.
UUAACUGUGAUUCUACUAUAUACAUAGAACGUUAUAGUCAGACAGUGUCGUCCGCGUCAGCUCCGUUCCGUUCAUUUAAUUCGCGUUCUCAUUAUAUUCGUCUCCCUUAUUCACCUAACAUUAUAUCCUCCUUCUAUAAUUUAUUUUUUAACGAAUAUUUAUACAUUGUCAUUACUUCCAGCUGUCCUUCUUGUCCAGUACAACAGUAGUAGUCGAACGUGUGAUCAUGUCAAAGAUGAAUGCCAUUACGGCGAUUAUUUUGGCGGUUUACUGCCUAAGUUACGCUUUUGCAAAGAUUGAGGUUGACGAUGGUGUAUUAGUCAUUAACACUGAGAAUUUUGAAUCGGCGAUCAAAGAUAAUGACUAUAUUCUUAUUGAAUUCUAUGCACCAUGGUGUGGACAUUGCAAGGCAUUAGCACCCGAAUAUGCAAAAGCAGCGAAAAAAUUGGCUGAGUCUGGUUCGAAUAUUAAAUUAGCCAAAGUUGAUGCAAUUGUAGAAACUGAAUUAGCAGAGAAACACAGUGUUAGGGGAUAUCCCACACUCAAGUUUUACCGUAGAGGAUUUGUCAUAGAAUACAAUGGUGGACGUAUGGCAGAUGACAUCGUUAAUUGGCUUCUUAAAAAAACAGGACCAGCUGCUAAAGAUUUAACUUCAGUAGAAAAAGCUAAGGCUUUCAUCGAUGAACACGAAGUUGCAAUAGUUGGAUUCUUUAAGGAUUUAGAAUCCGAAGAAGCUAAGUUAUUCUUGGAAGUUGCCAAUGCAGUCGAUGAUUAUUCAUUUGGUAUUUCAAAUACUGAAGAAGUAUUGAAAGAAUAUGAAGUAGAAGAUCAUGCUAUUGUACUGUUCAAGAAGUUUGAUGAAGGCAAGAAUAAAUAUGAUGGAGAACUCACCUUUGAAAAUGUUAAAAACUUUAUCAAUAUUUAUUCUCUACCUAUAAUCGUUGAUUUCAAUCAAGAUACAGCUCAAAAGAUAUUUGGUGGUUCUGUCAAGAGUCACCUUUUAGCUUUUCUAAGCAAAGAAGCUGGUCAUUUUGAAAAAUAUGUUGAUGAAAUUAAAAAACCUGCACAGGAAUUCCGUGGAAAGGUUUUGUUCGUAACUAUCAACGCAGAUGAACCUGAUCAUGAAAGAAUCUUAGAAUUCUUCGGCAUUAAGAAGGACGAUGCUCCUGCUAUUCGUCUUAUUAAAUUAGAUGAAGAUAUGGAAAAAUAUAAACCUGAAAAUCCAGAAAUAAGUGGCAAAAAUGUUUUGGAAUUUGUAACUGCUUUCACAAAAGGCGAAUUGAAGAGACAUUUUCUUACUCAGGAAUUGCCCGAAGAUUGGAAUCUCAAUCCUGUCACAGUUCUUGUUGGUAUUAACUUCCAUAAAAUUGCAUUUAAUAAAGAAAAAGACGUUUUAGUUGAAUUUUAUGCUCCUUGGUGUGGACAUUGCAAACAACUUGCGCCUAUAUACGAAGAAUUAGGAAAGAAAUACAAAGACAAUCAAUCUGUAGUGAUAGCGAAAAUGGACGCUACUGCGAAUGAAUUGGAAGAUUUAAAGAUUGUCAAUUAUCCCACUAUUAUGCUUUUCAAAAAAGAAACAAAUGAGGCAAUUGAGUAUAAUAAAGAGAGGACACUCGAAGGAUUAUCUAAAUUCAUUGAAUCCGGUGGUGUAUAUGGUCAAGCUCCUAAGGAGGCUCAGGAAGAAGAUGAGGAUGACGAUGUGCCAAGGAAAGAUGAAUUAUAGGCGCACAUAAUCAAAUGAAAUAAAAUUAAUAAUUGUCCCUUCUCUUUCCUGCAUCCAUUCAAAGAAUUCCACAAUUUCCUCUCAGAUAAACAUUCGUUUUUAUUAAGAUCUUUUUAAAUGGUGCAUCUACAUUUGUUAUUUUUAAGUUUUAUAUUUUUAAAUCAAGGCGUCGUAAUGUACAAUUAAUUAUUAAGGAAAUAAUUGUAUUUUGUGCAACCUUUUGCAGGGGUUCUUGAAGUAAGUCUAGCAUUGUUGUGAGUGACAUGAGAGAUGUCCAUAUUAUGAUCCUGUUUAAAAAUCUUUACUUCGAUAAUAACUCAUACAAAGAUAGAUAUUAA